Tetrahymena thermophila SB210 is the source of this 360-nucleotide messenger RNA. Its product is annotated as transmembrane protein, putative. The record is from RefSeq and is a predicted model, not a curated record. The transcript has 4 exons. Lineage: Eukaryota; Ciliophora; Oligohymenophorea; Hymenostomatida; Tetrahymenidae.
AUGGCUUGUUACGAUUUCUACUCUAUUUUAUUCUUCUUAGGAGGUGUUUUAUUCAUUAUUUUGGCUUAGAUAGUUGAUUCUGGAUACAAAUAUUAAGAAUGGAAAAUCGAUAAUGUAGAUGAUUCUAAAAAGUCUCUCUAUAUAUCUGCCGGAAUUAAUUUUGGUUUGUUCAUUCUCUGCUUAGUUUGGAAAUACUUAAAGGAGAGAUAAAUAGCAAGAUAGUAAUACUUGCUUGGUCAAAGAGGAUUCCACCAAUAAUUAGAUGAAUAAGAGCACUCUUCUCCCAACUUCUAUAAUAAUCAAGAUGCAAGUAAAAGAAGUGAAAGCAACUUCUCAAACAAUUAAGGAAUCAUUAAUUGA